UUGCAUGCGUCUUUUUGUUUUCUCGAUCUUCUCCUUUCUUCUUCCUCGUCAUCGUCGUCUCCACCUAAAGCCCUAAACCUCGAUUUUCCCGCCAAAUGUAUCAAUCCAUGAACUUAUCUUUUUCCUCUAACUUUACCCAGCGAGCCCUCCUCAAACCACGAUUAUGCCCCGGGAUCUCCGCCAGAGCUCGCAAAUCCCUCCAUUUCAAUCCUUACUGCAUCUCCUCCGGUCCCAAAUUCGACGAUUCGCCUCCGAUAAAUCUAUCCGAGAAGCUCAUUUCGCUGCUCAAAGCAGUUCCGAACUGGUCGGACGGCAUCAAAGAGAGACGGAUGCAGCAGAAACGCUCUCUCUACACACACGAGAAGUGGGUCAGGCACAGAAGCUCACUCCGCCAUCUGCGUCACGUAUCCUCGAGCCCCUCCUCACGAGUUAUAUUGUCUCUGAUUCCCCCUGUCUUCUUCUUCACCACCGUCGCGAUCCUGAUCGCCGGCUACAACUCCGCCGUGGGUUUAGACUGGUUGCCUAAUUUCUUCCCCGUCCUUCGAGCUUCUCCUCUUCCGUAUCAGCUGACGGCUCCGGCCUUAGCUCUGCUUCUGGUGUUUCGCACCGAGGCUUCUUAUUCAAGGUUUGAACAAGGAAGGAAAGCAUGGGUUAAGAUCAUAACUGGAACCAAUGAUUUAGCUAGGCAAGUCGUUUCUUCCGUUCAUGGCUCCGGUGAUGAAUUGAUAAUCAGAGAUACUCUUUUGCGUUAUAUUGCUGCUUUCCCUGUGGCCCUUAAGUGUCAUGUGAUUUAUGGUUCAGAUAUCGCUGAUGAUCUCCGGAAUGUGAUAGAAGCAGAUGAUCUGUCUUUGAUACUUGAAUCAAAGCAUCGUCCACGUUGCCUCAUCCAAUUCAUCUCUCAAAGCCUUCAGCUGCUGAAACUGGACAGUACAAAGAUCGAUAUGUUGGAAUCAAAGAUGCUGCAAUUACAGGAAGGAAUCAGUGUGUGUGAACAACUAAUGGGUAUCCCGAUCCCACUAUCUUACACACGACUAACGUCAAGGUUCUUAGUCUUAUGGCAUCUUACACUCCCUAUUAUUCUCUGGGAUGAUUGCCACUGGAAUGUUGUUCCUGCUACUUUCAUCAGCGCUGCAUCUCUCUUCUGCAUUGAAGAAGUGCCCAACUCCUUUCUCCUUCACAAUUGCAGCAUUAUUUAUAUAUCCACUGUUUUGUCUUGGCCUCGUUAUAUCUCACUCUUUAACUUUUGUUUGAAAUGUCUACAGGUGGGUGUUCUUAUAGAGGAGCCAUUUUCUAUGCUAGCUUUAGACGAGCUAUGUGCUAUGGUGCUUAGUAACAUUGAUGAAGCUGUUGAAUCCGAGGAGGUCAUACGCAAUCGGAUCAUCGCAAAGAAAAGGUUGCAUGAAAUUAAACACUCAUCCAAUGGUUGGCAUAAAUCUUGAAGUAAUAUAAUGACAAUCUACUCUGCGUUGUCAUAUGUGAUGUGAUAUAAACAGAGAGUUAGUAUGUGAUGCCUAACUUAGAUUUGCUAUUAUUAAUGUAGAACACGUAUACACGUAAACAGAGAGUAGUAUGUGAUGCCUAACUUAC
Eutrema salsugineum is the source of this 1587-nucleotide messenger RNA. Its product is annotated as UPF0187 protein At2g45870, chloroplastic. Gene Ontology annotation, biological process: regulation of photosynthesis, light reaction. The transcript is spliced from 3 exons. Gene Ontology annotation, molecular function: voltage-gated chloride channel activity. Lineage: Eukaryota; Viridiplantae; Streptophyta; Magnoliopsida; Brassicales; Brassicaceae. The coding region runs from base 96 to 1439 and encodes 447 amino acids. The record is from RefSeq and is a predicted model, not a curated record.